AUGCGGCCACUACAGCUUUACGAGGCGCUGUUAAUGCUUGUCGGCGUCUCAGGGGCGGUCCAGGGGAUGCCGUGCCGGAUGGCCAAGGGCUGGUGCAUCGCCUGCAACCCAGUGGACACAACAAAGUGCAGCGUGUGCCUCUCUGGCUACAGCCCCGAUGCCACGGGAGCCUGCAAGCCGUGCCCACGCAAUUGCACAGCGUGCACGCCGGCGGUAGGCGCGCGCAAGCCCUCCAUGGUCCCGGGCUGCCAGGUGUGCACCCUGUCGGUCGCCAAGUGCAGCUACUGCGGCCAGGGCUUUGCCACCAACUUCACCUCAGGCGCCUGCACGCAGUGCGCCGCGCCCAACUGCGCAUUCUGCUUUGCGGACGCGAAGACGGGCAAGCAGGGGUGCAGCGGCUGCCUGCCCGGCUUCCUGCCCGAGUUCCCCAAGCCCAGCAACUCCUCCGGCGGCGCCUCAACCACCUGCAAGGUCAAGUGCAGAGAUCCCCACUGCACCGCCUGCCUCACCCACCCCGCCAACUGCGCCGCCUGCGCCAGCGGGUACGGGGCGGUACGCCUCACCCCCACCACCGCACGCUGCGUCAGGUGCCGGGUGCCUGGGUGCCAGUCCUGCACCAACGCCAUCACCUGUACCGCCUGCCUGCCCACCCACGUGCUGGAUGUCUUCAGCGGCAGCUGCAUCAGGGUCAGGGGCACCUGA
This is a messenger RNA of Chlorella variabilis, 702 nucleotides long. RefSeq lists its product as hypothetical. Lineage: Eukaryota; Viridiplantae; Chlorophyta; Trebouxiophyceae; Chlorellales; Chlorellaceae. Bases 1 to 702 code for a protein of 233 amino acids. The transcript is spliced from 6 exons. The record is from RefSeq and is a predicted model, not a curated record.